Molecule: messenger RNA, 777 nt
Organism: Pelagomonas calceolata
Lineage: Eukaryota; Pelagophyceae; Pelagomonadales; Pelagomonadaceae
Source: the annotation of a GenBank genome assembly
AAAAAUACUUCGACGGCAGCCCAGUUUUGCGUGCGCGGCAUUCGGUACGCACGCACAGCAACAUUCAAGCUAGAACGCUGCCAAAUGUGGGCCGCUCUGAAGGGAGAUGCAGCCAGCAGUGGUCCAGACAGCACUGCUGGACCACCGCCGCCACCAGCCCUGGCCGCACCGCCACCCUCCCCAGCAGCCACAGCCGUGAGGGAAGCGGAGCGGCGCGCCAGCGACCUGGAGAAAGAAAUGGCGGACGCCGAGGCCGAGAUAUUCGGAGGCGCCGACACGCCACUCAAUCUCGGAGAGGGCGGAGCCGUCCUGCCUCCGGCAGACACGCCCGCAGAAGAGCCGAAGCCGAAAAUUUCGUCUCAGGAGGCGCUGGCGAAGGCGCGAACCGAGACCGAACGCAAGGAGCGGCAAAUCAAGCAGAACCUCUCGUCGCAGCGGGAACGCGUGAAGAAGGAGGCUGCUCGGUUAGCCUUGUUCGAGGGCGAGCUCGCGAAACUGAAGGAAAAGGAAGCCGCGGACGUGGCUGAUCUGCGGUAUCAACUCGAGGAAGCGGACCGAGAUUUGGUAUGGCUUGAGCGAGACUUCAAGACCAAGGAAGCGGCGUACGUCAAGGCUAAGGAGGCGUUCGAGACGGCGGCAGGCCGUAAGAGAGAGAUAAAAGAAUCGAUGACGCUGCUCGUGCUCAGCUCGGAGCGGCGCAAAGAAGAAAAACUGAAUGAGCUCAUGGCGAAGAUGUCAAGCGACGACGCGUGAGGAGCGAGGGUGGGUAAGUGUGUG